AUGAAGCGGGCACGAAGUCGUGCGCGUUGCUGUGCCGUGGGACACGGAGGUGGCGAAUCACCGUGCACCGUGCACAAAACGGUGGCUGCAUCGGACUUUGCAUCCAUUCGCAACGAUGCGCGAUGCGGCCGCAGCACGGCGACGAGCACGGUCGGCUGGGGAGCUCAAUGGAAUGGUGGGAGCCGGAGCGGCGUUGUCGUGGUGGUGGUGCGUUUCGGCUCUCUUCGCGAGCGCGAACUAACCUUUUCUUCGCACCGCCAACUACUGGUUGCCCCUGACAACUUCACUGGCAAAGGGACACGCACGCUGAGCCGUCUCCAGGCAUUCACCGCCAUCACCCUGCCAAGGUUUGUCGUGUGCGUGUAUGUAGUCGCUGUGGGCGAUGAUCGUUCUCUCUACUGCCCGAGCAAGUAG
Salpingoeca rosetta is the source of this 414-nucleotide messenger RNA. RefSeq lists its product as uncharacterized. NCBI's taxonomy places the organism in Eukaryota, Choanoflagellata, Craspedida, Salpingoecidae. Bases 1 to 414 code for a protein of 137 amino acids. The record is from RefSeq and is a predicted model, not a curated record. The transcript is spliced from 5 exons.